Peronospora matthiolae is the source of this 984-nucleotide messenger RNA. Lineage: Eukaryota; Oomycota; Peronosporomycetes; Peronosporales; Peronosporaceae. The record is from the annotation of a GenBank genome assembly.
AUGAAGAUGCACCUUCAGCACGGUUUGUACAGUCUUGUCGCACUACCUACGCUACUAGUGGCGGCAUUUGAAAGCCCCUUUUACAACGGUCACGGCACGUCGUACACCCUCAAGACGUUGUCGACAGGUGCCUGCGCGUUCAUGGACAGCCCUGCGGUUAGCGACUACUACGCUGCUAUCAACCGCAAACAAUGGCACUCAUCGUUAAACUGCGGUCGAUGUGCCGAGGUAUCAGGUGAUGACCCGACCCUCGCGGCUACGGUCUACAUCGUCGAUGAAUGUCCAGACUGCAAGACCGGCGGGUUGGGGCUGUCCCCGGCAGUCUUACAGCAAUUGAGCAGCAACGGACACUCGACGGACAACAUCCGGUGGCAGUUCGUUGACUGUCCGGUGGAAGGCCACGUCAAGUACUGUGUAAACAGCCGUAGCAACAGUUCGUGGCUGGCUGUGCAGCCUGUGAACACGGUGACCGGGGUCUCGGACAUGGUCAUUGCCGACAAAGAGAUGACCUUGCUAGACUCGGGCUACUUUUUCGUGCUCAAGAACUCGACUGUCGGCAUGUCAGCAGUGGACGUUGAGCUCACAUCUACUACAGGGGAGACGAUCAAGGACACGGUGACACUCAUCGCUGGUAAGUGUGCUACUGGGUCGUCCAACUUUGGCCCGAGCCAUCAGAGCAAAGUGCUCAGCAACUUUGACGAUCUCAAACAUGCGGGCGACUAUAAAGCAGGCUACGUCAUUGCCUCGGAUGACGAGAUGGUUGCGACCGCUCGGUCAUCGACAAAGUCGUUUGAUUCCAACCUCUUUCUCGUCGCUCCCGUUGUCUUGGCCGCCGUGGGGGCUGUGGCUGCAGGAGCCUUUGCCUACGUUGCCCAGCGACCAAAAGAACAAGUCGUGACCGAAGAGCCAAAUUCCCUGACAAGCCCCUUUAGCGCCCGCAGCAGCUCGCCAGCCAUUCUUAGUGAAACGAUUACCAAGUUGUAG